AGUAGAGAGGAGGAGCAACAGAGUGUUGGGGUUGUCGGUUUUGACUAUGUCGGAGAGAAUGCGGCAGCCAUCUAUUCUGCCGGCUAUGGCUCAUCCGUGAACUACACGCGGGUCAUUGGCCAGCACUGGUUCACAGAGAAGAGGUUCUUCAGCUACUACUCUGCAGCCUGUAGGGACGAGGACGGAAAUGUCGAAGAAAAUGGAGAUUAUACGACCUGUGGGAGAUACACUCAGCUGGUGUGGGCUAGAAGCUAUGCUGUAGGUUGUGGUGCCUUCACGUGUCAGGAGGUUGAAGGGGACGAUCAGGACUACAACAACAACAACAACAAUAACAACAACCAAAAUGCAAAUGCAAUGUUUCUUGUGUGUACCUAUGGACCUGGGGGAAACUUUGCUGGUGAGCCUCCAUAUACCACUGGUUCAAAGCCCUGUGAAUCCUGCCCUUAUGACCGAUCGUACUGCAACAAGAACCUCUGU
Molecule: messenger RNA, 477 nt
Organism: Geodia barretti
Lineage: Eukaryota; Metazoa; Porifera; Demospongiae; Tetractinellida; Geodiidae
Source: the annotation of a GenBank genome assembly